AUGCUCUGCUGCUGGAAUGGUCGUCUAUGCGGGCUGCAUCACAAACGAAGGCAUGUGUUUAUACACCUCUUUGUUCAAAGAAUAAGUGAUUUGAGUCAGAAAGGAAUCCGUGCUCUCAAAUGGGAUGUAUGCAAGGAUCAGGAUUUCGUACAGGCAAGGAAUAUAAUCGAUAAGGAACACCCGGAAGGAGUCUUCGCAGUCAUACCAAACGCAGGCAUAGAAAUUGGGUCUGUUAUCGAGUGGACGUCUGUAGAUGAAGCAAAACUCAUGUUUGACAUUAACGUAUUUGGAGUAAUGAGGACAAUGAAUACUUUUGCUCCUGCUUUACGAAAGUACGCUGCUGCUCACAGCCAUCCAGCACGUGUUAUUGUUCUUGCUUCUGUCGCUGGCAAAAUUGCAAGCUCUCCAUUAGGGCUGUAUGCUAGUACAAAGCACGCUGUUGAAGCCAUGUGCGAUGCUUCCCGAGUUGAGCUCGCACCUUUCGGAAUCGCAGUCUCAAUGAUGGAGCCAUUCUAUGCUAAGACGCCUCUUGUCAUGAAGACUGAUUUCCAUGCAAAACACAUGAAGUACUUCUUAUCUACAAGUCCAGAUGUUCAGGCUGCUUACGGGCUCAAAAUCGCUCAAGGAUAUGGACAACUGCAAAAGGAAGUCCUAACGGCACCUGGUACGCUUGAUUCGGAAGUGGUAGUAAAGAAGAUGGAGGAGGUUUUACGGCUACACUGGCCAGUCGAUAGAUAUAUGAUAGCUCCUACUGCAGUGAAGAUAGUGAUCUUCCUGUGGAGUGACCGACUUGCAGCAUAUGGCCCAUUUAUACCAUCUGACGGAUUACGAGGACACUUGAUUCCUGUCGCUUCCCUACAUCCUCAAAAUCUGGCAACUGGUUGUUCCAAGGUCCAGCUUCCAGACAAUUCUACUGACUAUAUACUACUAGUUUCAAGAGGGGCUUGUAACUUUCUCGAAAAGACUCGAGCAGCUCAGGCAUCGGGAGCAAAAGGACUUGUUUGUGGGGAUAAUAUAGGACAUGGCGGACUUGUUACUAUGUACGCAGGCAGUGGAGAAUUGAGUGACAUACAAAUUCCCUCCGUCUUUGUCACUCAAUGGGUCUAUCGGGAUCUGUAUUUCCAGGCCUCUGGCAUGGACGAGGGCAUGCCACGACUAUCUAGUCUUCCUAUAAUAUUAUAUCCGAAUGAACUCGAUAUGCCAAUCCUGGAAAUAAUCAUAGUAACGAUCUUGUCACCUGCAGUCGUCAUGCUCGCUCUCUUUGCUUUAUAUUCGUACAGGGUCUUUUGUCGAAGGAGACACGAAAUAGCGCCUUGUGUUGCAUUUGCUUGGAAGACUUUGAAGAUGGACAGCAGCUCAGGAAACUACCUUGCAAGCAUGAAUUUCAUAUUGCCUGUAUUGACAGAUGGCUUACGAAACGAAAACGAACAUGUCCCAUUUGUAAACAAAGUUGCUGCCCUUCGAUUCCAACGGAGACCACUCCACUUCUCGGCGCCAGUGCCUCCUCACCUUCUCUCACGGCAGCUGAAGAUUGCUGAUGACGCCCCUAUAUCAACCAAUUAA
Messenger RNA from Synchytrium microbalum, 1563 nucleotides. RefSeq lists its product as uncharacterized. The coding region runs from base 1 to 1563 and encodes 520 amino acids. NCBI's taxonomy places the organism in Eukaryota, Fungi, Chytridiomycota, Chytridiomycetes, Synchytriales, Synchytriaceae. The record is from RefSeq and is a predicted model, not a curated record. The transcript is spliced from 10 exons.